Messenger RNA from Molossus molossus (Pallas's mastiff bat), 1878 nucleotides. RefSeq names its product store-operated calcium entry associated regulatory factor (gene SARAF). The record is from RefSeq and is a predicted model, not a curated record. Gene Ontology annotation, biological process: regulation of store-operated calcium entry. The transcript has 6 exons. Gene Ontology annotation, cellular component: endoplasmic reticulum membrane. The coding region runs from base 121 to 1113 and encodes 330 amino acids. Lineage: Eukaryota; Metazoa; Chordata; Mammalia; Chiroptera; Molossidae.
GCACAGACAUUCGUAACUGCUGCGGCUGUGUGUACAGACCGUCGCUUCUCCGCUGCUGGAGUUUUUGGCGUCCCUGUGCCGCUGCGCGCGGAUUUCUAUAGCCCCGGUUCGGGCCCGCGAAUGCCUGGCAGCCGCGCGCCAUCUUCGCCCAGCGCCAUGGCCGCGGCCGGUGGUCCCGGAGCGGACAGACGCUGCCCUCUUCUCGGCCUCCUUUUGCUUCUGAUCGCAGGCCCAGCCCUGGGCUGGAACGACCCUGACAGAAUAUUGUUGCGGGAUAUAAAAGCUCUUACCCUCUACUAUGACCGCUAUACCACCUCCCGUCGGUUGGAUCCGAUCCCACAGUUGAAAUGCGUCGGAGGCACAGCUGGAUGUGAUUCUUAUACCCCAAAAGUUAUACAGUGCCAGAACAAAGGCUGGGAUGGCUAUGAUGUACAGUGGGAAUGUAAGACUGAUUUAGAUAUUGCAUACAAAUUUGGAAAAACUGUGGUGAGCUGUGAAGGCUAUGAAUCCUCUGAAGACCAGUAUGUACUAAGAGGUUCCUGUGGCUUGGAGUAUAACUUAGAUUACACGGACAUUGGCCUGGAGAAACUGAGAGCGUCUGGGAAAAACUAUGGCUUUAACUCCUUCUCUGAUAAAAAUAAUUCCGGUGGCAUCAGUGGACUGAUUACCAUCAUGGUGUUUCUUGCUAUUGCCUUUGGAGUCUAUAAGUUGUUCCUUAGUGGUGGUCAAGAUUCUCCUCCACCGUAUUCUGAGUAUCCUCCAUAUUCUCACCCUUAUCAGGGAUUCACCAGCUCAGCAGGACCCCCUCCCUCAGGCUUUAAGCCACAGUUCACAGGAAUGCCUGGUGCAACGUCUGGUUUUGGCAGUGCUUUCACAGGACAAGGACACGAAAAUUCGGGACCAGGUUUCUGGACUGGCUUGGGAACUGGAGGAAUAUUAGGAUAUUUGUUCGGCAGCAAUAGAGCAGCAACACCCUUUUCAAACUCAUGGUACCACCCAUCUUAUCCUUCAUGCUCCAGCACAGGGAGUAGUCAUGCUUACUCUCCGCCUCGUGGAAGCUCAGGCAACUGUUCCAGACCAGCGUCAGGAUAUGGUGGUACCAGAAGACGAUAAGAAAAUAAAAAGUUGAAGUCAAACACUGGAUGCAAAGUUUUUGAUUUUUCAUCAUUUUCUCUUUUAAAAAAAAGUGCUACCAGCUAACAACUGGGGAAAGGGUAUAUUAAAAAAUUCUGUGGUGUUUUGUUUUGUAUAGCUUUUUGUAUUUCAUCAUUUAAUGAAACGAAGUAUUGAUAUUAUGACAAAAUACUUAUGUAGAAAAUUGUGUUGGUGUCACAUGCAGAUGUUUAUUACAGUUUUUGAAAGUGAUGAUUACUGUAGAAUGCUGAAAAUGUAUUAUUUAAUUUCUAAAACCUGUCAAGUCAUGGAGAAGCAUUAUGAAUGAGGCUUUAUACCAGUAGACCCUGAGUGUAUAAAAUGUCUAUGUGGUUUCUGUUCCUGAGCCAUAACCUCAUAGAAACAAUAAUAUAUUUGGUAUUUAGUAUUUGGUAUUUGCUAUUCUUCAAACAUUUAAACCAAGCUUUGAAUUACUAAUUAUACUAAUCUGUGGGUUUUGAUUACUUUGAGCUCAGGAGCUUUGAAUCCUUCUGUGGUGGUAAGGUUCUGGUGAAUAUUACCUUUUUUAGGAAAAGGUAGAAAAAAACAAGUAUCUAGAAAGUUGUUGUGAAUGACUGUACUGAUAAAAAAUUCUUGAAAUCUCUUUAUUCAUUUAAGAUGUAAAGUUCAAAUGCUUCAACAAAGGUCUUCAAUACAAAAGCAUGCAAUUCUCUGGAAUCUCAAAUAUUGUUGUAGCAUCUAUUUCAGUCUUACAUUAAAUUGAAA